AUGCCUACUCCAUUGGGUGAUACACUUCCUUCAUUAACUUCUCAAUCUACUUCAGGUAAUCCACGACAUUCUCAUCUACCUGCACAUCACGAUCCUCAAUUUCCCUACGCGCAAGAACUAGACGACUUAUCAACAGCUACUUCACGCCACAGAAACGUUUCCUCUUCUAAAUCUAAAUCUAAACCUCAUUUGCAUUUGGAUUUGCACGGCGCAACACAGGCAGAAGACUCGAAACAUUUACUCGGCGAUCAAGAUUCUACAGACGAAGACGAGGAGGAGGUUAUUGAAUCGGAUUCUAUGGGUACUCGCUCUCGUAAAGGCAAAGUUCCAGAGCCACUUGGCUCUUCCUCUGCCACAAGAGGUGAAGACUCUCAAUCACAAAAGGGCAGUAUGAAUGGCAACGUCGAGUACCGGCGCAAAAAUGCGAACCUCGACUCUCCGGGUGUGACUGCGAAUCUCAUGUCGCGCGAGUCUUUUACGUUAGAUGAUCCUAUACCGAAGACUCCUACCCUCAACAACCAUGGGUUUUCCGAAUUGCCAAUGCAGGACAAACGGAACUUUCUUCUUCUAGUCCUAUUAUAUUUCUUGCAGGGUGUUCCAAUGGGUCUCGCGACCGGCUCGGUACCUUUUCUACUCAAACCACACAUGUCGUACAGCGCUUUGGGAGUUUUCAGCUUAGCUUCAUAUCCAUACUCUUUGAAGCUCCUCUGGAGUCCAAUAGUGGAUGCAAUAUGGAGUCCUAAAGUAGGAAGAAGAAAGAGUUGGAUCAUGCCAAUCCAAAUACUAUCAGGAUUAGGAAUGAUAUGGCUAGGUUCUCAGAUUAAGGAAAUGAUGAUCACAGCUGGAGCAAAUGAUGGAGCAGGAAUUUGGGGUUUCACUGGAUGGUGGUUCUUUUUGGUAUUUAUGUGCGCCACACAAGACAUCGCCGUCGAUGGAUGGGCUCUCACCUUAUUGUCACCGGGAAACAUUUCAUAUGCAUCGACCGCCCAGACCGUAGGAUUGACAGCUGGACAAUUCAUGUCUUUCACAGUUUUCCUAGCUUUUAAUGCCCCAGAUUUCGCCAACAAAUGGUUCCGAAAGACUCCCCUUGACGAAGGAGUUAUGACUUUGGGAGGAUACCUCACAUUCUGGGGUUGGACAUACAUAAUUGUUACUCUUGGCCUCGCGCUUUUGAAGCGUGAAGAGAAAACCAAGAACGAGGAUGGAAUCUGGGAUGUUUACAAGGUCAUGUGGGGAGUUCUCAAGCUCAAGAAUAUUCAAACGAUCAUCAUUAUCCACUUGAUUGCGAAGAUUGGUUUCCAAGCUAAUGAUGGAGUUACAAAUCUCAAACUCAUAGACAAAGGAUUCAGUCAAGAAGAUAUGGCUUUGACAGUUCUUAUUGACUUCCCCUUCGAGAUUGGGUUGGGGUACUACGCCGGAAAAUGGUCGACAUCCUACACACCUUUACGCCUAUGGUGUUGGGGGUUUGUCGGUCGUUUGAUUGCUGCUGUUAUUGCUCAAAUCACGGUUGUUAUCUUUCCCGCUAACGGAGUCGAUACUUGGUAUCUACUUGUCGUUAUUGCGGAACAUAUCUUCUCGACAUUUACCAAUACUGUUAUGUUUGUGGCCAUCUCAGCUUUCCAUGCCAGGAUUGCGGAUCCCGUCAUUGGUGGAACUUAUAUGACAUUGCUCGCUACCGUUUCUAACUUGGGCGGUACAUUCCCUCGUUUCUUCGUCCUUAAGCUUGUUGAUUACUUCACCACUGCUACAUGUAUUCCACCAGGAUCCGAUUAUAAACUCGCUGCUGAUCUCAAGGGGCCUCUCAUCACAUCUACCUUCUCCUGCGCCUUGGCUGCCGAGAAAGAUCGAUGUUUGUCUGGAGGGGGCAUUUGUGAUAUCGAGAGAGAUGGAUACUAUGUUGUGAAUAUUAUUUGUAUCAUUUUUGGAGCUGUUACAUUUUGGGGAUACAUCAAACCAGCAGCUCUGAAAUUACAAGCUCUACCAUUAAGAGCUUGGAGAAUCAGCGAGGGCAGUAACUAA
Molecule: messenger RNA, 2019 nt
Organism: Botrytis deweyae
Lineage: Eukaryota; Fungi; Ascomycota; Leotiomycetes; Helotiales; Sclerotiniaceae
Exons: 2
Coding region: 1-2019 (672 amino acids)
Cellular component (GO): membrane
Molecular function (GO): acetyl-CoA transmembrane transporter activity
Source: RefSeq, a predicted model, not a curated record